Molecule: messenger RNA, 2944 nt
Organism: Kogia breviceps (pygmy sperm whale)
Lineage: Eukaryota; Metazoa; Chordata; Mammalia; Artiodactyla; Physeteridae
Product: zinc finger protein 416-like
Biological process (GO): regulation of DNA-templated transcription
Source: RefSeq, a predicted model, not a curated record
GGACCAGAGGAUGUGGGUGGGACUUCCGGCGCCGCUGUUGUGGCAGUCACUAUGACUGCUCCCGUGUCCGGCUGCGAUACGAGUCCUUCAGGAGAGCGGAGUCAGGAUCGGGGUGACCAGAGAGAGGAGGCUUUAGAGGAGAGGUGGUCCCCACUGCACAGCGGCGAGUCUUUAGGGCCGCGGCGGUAGAUGACGAUUAUAUACGAGUUCCGUCUCUGUCACCCACCACCCAAGACCCCGCUCCUCCCAGACUCCGAUGGCAGCGGCCGCGCCGAGGGACCCGCCUCAGACUCCCAUGACUACAGAAGUGCUUAUGGACUGUACAAAGUUUGUUUGCAUGGAACAGAGAAUAAAGAGACACCUUCUGAGCAAAAUGUUUCCCUAGAAGCUUUGUCACAGGUCAGGACUCCAAAGGUAGGUCCAAUCAGCCAGAAGGCUCACCCCUGUGAGAAAUGUGUCCCAAUCCUGAAAGACAUUUUGCACCUGGCUUACCUACCUGGGCAGAAAGCAUACUUGAUUGGGGCAUGUGCAAACCUACGACAGCUUCAGAAGCAUUUCAGUGCAAAGAAAAGUGACAUGGAUAGGGCAUCAUUUGUAAAGAGUUGCAUAUUCCAUGUGUCAGGGCAUCCCUUCACCAGUAGGAAGGUUGGAAAGGACUUCCUAGCCACUUUGGGUCUUCUCCAGCACCAGAUCACUCCCACUGGUGAGAAACCCAACAAAAUCACCAAGUGUGGUGAGGCCUUUCAUGGUAGGAAAAGUCAUUACAAGUUGCGUGAAUGUGGGAAAGCUUCCAGCUACAAACAGAGUCUUGUUUACCACCCAAGAGUCUCCACUAGGAAAAGGGUAUAUGAGUCUAGCAAAUAUGGUAAAGCCUUGUGCUGUAAGUACUCACUUAUUCAGCUCCAGAGAGUACACACUGGAGAAAGGCCUUACGAGUGCAGUGAAUGUGGAAAAUCUUUUAGGCAAAGAGCCACCCUCAUUAUACACCAGAGAGUUCACACUGGAGAAAGGCCUUAUAAAUGUGGAGAGUGUGGAAAAUCCUUUAGUCAGUGCUCCAAUCUUAUUGAACACUGCAGAAUUCACAGUGGAGAAAGACCUUAUGAGUGUGAGGAAUGCGGAAAAGCCUUUGGGUGCAAAUCCAAUCUUGUUCGGCACCAGAGAACCCACACUGGAGAAAAGCCUUAUGAGUGCAGUGAAUGUGGGAAAUUCUUUAGACAAAGCUUCACCCUUGUUCAACACCGGAGAAUUCACACCACAGCAAGGCCUUUUGUGUGUGUCCACUGUGGGAAAUCCUUUAGCCAAAGAGCCACUCUCAUUAGACACCAGAGAGUUCACACUAGUGAAAGGCCUUAUGAGUGUGGGGCAUGUGGGAAAGCCUUUGGAUCCAAAUCCAAACUCGAUCGGCAUAACAGAAGUCACACUGGAGAAAGGCCUUAUGAGUGUGCUGAAUGCGGGAAGUCUUUCAGACAAAGCUACAGCCUCGUUGAACACCAGCGAAUUCAUAGUAGAACAAGGCCCUUUGAGUGUGGCCAGUGUGGGAAGUCCUUUAGCAGAAGAGCCAUCUUCACUAAACACCAGAGAAUUCACACUGGAGAAAGGCCUUAUAAAUGUGGCGAGUGUGGGAAAUCCUUUAGUAGAAGCACCAGCCUUAUUCAGCACUGCAGUAUUCACACUGGGGCAAGGCCUUAUAAGUGUGGGCAGUGUGGGAAGUCCUUCAGGCAAAAGUCUGUCCUUAUUCAACACCAGGUAGUUCACACUGGAGAAAGGCCUUAUGAGUGUGGCGAAUGUGGGAAAUCCUUUAGCCAGUGCUCCAGCCUCAAUCUCCACCGAAAAUUUCACACCAGGGAGAGGCCCCAUGAAUGCAGGAAGUAUGGGAAAUCCUUUACUCCAAACAGCUAACAUUGUUUAAUACAAGGAAGUCCACACUUUGAGAAAGGCCUUAGACCUCAAGGAAUUGCUGUCUCCUUGUUCAUUAUAAUAGCACUAGACAGCUUCUGUGAGGGAGCUGUCUGCCUGAACUUGAACCUCAUACUUGCAAACAUCCAGAGGGGCGAAAUUCCCAAUGAAUUCCAGGGACCUGUGAAGCUUACAGGAGCUACAUUCUGUGUUCUAAACUCCCCAGGGCCCUUGCCAGAGUUACAUCUCUGCCAUUUUCUCUGGUAGAACCCAUCUCACCUCUCCUGCCUUGCACAGUAUUUCAUUGGUCACCCUGAUGUGCUAACAGAAGGCAGAUGUCUGUGGUCUCUCCUAUUCCCUGGAGGAAAUCUUGAGUAGUCUGUGCCAUUACAUUUUCCUAUUUCCAACUGAUUAAGUAUGAAUCUGACCCUUCAUCAAAAUUGUUGGUUUCACAUGACAUAUGUGGUUGAUUUUCCUGCCUCAAAGUCACCAACUGGUAAUUGCCUUCCCCCCCGCCAUUGCUCUGGUUUGUGCAGCAAUAAAGAUCUUAUUGUUUAAUCUACCUUUAAUCUCGGGGGUUGUAUUCACUGUGGGGGGUGGGUGGAAAACAGAAUUGGCCUGUUUGUAUGAGGGGAUGGGCCCUCAGCCUCUUGUGCCUCAGCAGGGACAGUAUAAUGACAGGAGAAUAGUUUUCAUUCCAGUUUUGGCCUAAUUUGCAUUGCUCUCCAAGACCUCCUAGGAACUAAAAUAAUGCUUUGUGGUCCUAAUUUGGGACCUGGAAGCCUACAUAUUGUAUGACCACAGGUUACCCUGAGGAGGGUCACUUAUUUUGGCAAGCUCCAGGGCCUUUGAGACUGCCAUGACUUUGUCUCAUAUUCCCAGACGGUGUCCUAUAAUGCCCAGCACUGUUGAGGGGAAGCUUUUCACCAGGUUCUACAAAGGAACCAAGUGUCCUCAUGUUCAUAAUUCUGUGGACUGGUAUCUCUCCUCACACUACAGGAGCUGGGUUUCAACCAUACUUGGUAGUGAAAGCCUGGGUGGGAUUAAU